Molecule: messenger RNA, 1132 nt
Organism: Hippocampus comes (tiger tail seahorse)
Lineage: Eukaryota; Metazoa; Chordata; Actinopteri; Syngnathiformes; Syngnathidae
Product: thyroxine 5-deiodinase-like
Exons: 1
Biological process (GO): thyroid hormone metabolic process
Molecular function (GO): thyroxine 5'-deiodinase activity
Source: RefSeq, a predicted model, not a curated record
AAACGGUGCCGGCCCUAUAAAAGGAGGGAGCGCGCACGUCGGGAGAGUUCCGUACCCAAUGUGUCGAGGCGACUGACGACCGGCUCGGAUCUCCUGUGCCGUCCCGUCCCGUCGGUUUCUCUCGCCGCACGAUGCACGACUCCGGCGGGGUGCAGCUGACGCGGGCUCUGAAGCUCGCCGCUCUCUUCCUGCUGCUGGUGCCUCGCUUCCUGGCCGCGGCCGUGACGCUGUGGCUCCUGGACUUCCUUUGCAUCCGACGCAAGGUGCUGCUCCAGAUGGGCGCGCGGCCGCACAGCGCCGACGACCCGCCGCUGUGCGUGUCCGACUCCAACCGCAUGUUCACGCUGGAGUCCUUGCGGGCCGUGUGGUACGGCCAGAAGCUGGACCUGCUCAAGUCGGCGCGGCUGGGACGCGCGGCGCCCAACACGGAGGUGGUGCUGGUGCCCGAGCGGCGCCCGCUGCGCAUCCUGGACUGCAUGCGCGGCACGCGGCCGCUGGUGCUCAACUUCGGCAGCUGCUCCUGACCGCCCUUCAUGACGCGCCUGGCCGCCUUCCAGCGCGUCGUCAGCCAAUACGCCGACAUCGCCGACUUCGUGGUGGUGUACAUCGAAGAGGCGCACCCGGCCGACGGCUGGGUGAGCUCGGACGCCCCCUACCAGAUUCUCAAGCACCGCUGCCUGGAGGACCGGCUGAGCGCCGCGCGCCUGAUGCUGGCACGGGUGCCCGGCAGCAGCGUGGUGGUGGACAACAUGGACAACUCGUCCAAUGCCGCCUAUGGAGCCUACUUCGAGAGACUCUACAUCGUGCGCGACCAAAGGGUGGUCUACCAGGGGGGCCGGGGGCCGGAGGGCUACCGGAUCUCGGAGCUCAGGAAGUGGCUGGAACAGUACCGGAGGGACAUGAGCGCGCGUCCGGUACUGCAAGCAUAACCCAGGAGCAGCCUUUAAAAAAACAAAAACAAACAACAAAAACUGUGUUUACCUGCACACAUGGAGUGUUUUUCAUGCGUUGCGUAGGUGAUGACUCCUCAAAAUCAGGGGUUCUCAGACUUUUGGGGUACAGGGACCCUCCCGCAAAAAACUACACUUUGAAAACUGCUGGUUCAAAAAUAACUUAAUUUGGGUCCAAAAAA